Molecule: messenger RNA, 1889 nt
Organism: Eutrema salsugineum
Lineage: Eukaryota; Viridiplantae; Streptophyta; Magnoliopsida; Brassicales; Brassicaceae
Product: probable sugar phosphate/phosphate translocator At1g06470
Exons: 12
Coding region: 497-1744 (415 amino acids)
Biological process (GO): UDP-glucose transmembrane transport
Cellular component (GO): cis-Golgi network; Golgi apparatus; endoplasmic reticulum-Golgi intermediate compartment
Molecular function (GO): antiporter activity
Source: RefSeq, a predicted model, not a curated record
UGCAUUGCAAAGAAUCCGAGCGGUAAUGUUUUCGUAAAAUUGCAUCAAACUCCAACAACCAGCUGUUGUUGCAACUCGAAAUCAAAAUCACAACACAAAGUGGCCGCAGCUUCCACGCUCCGAUCAGAUCCAUCACGCCGAUUUCUCUUUCCCUCCGGGACCCUCCCUGCCCUGCUCGGAUUGAUAUAUGCUUUCUUCUCCGCGUUCGCGAGCUUUGAAUCUGUGAACUUUUACCUCACUCCCGAUCCAGGUCAAACGUCAAGCGAUUCCAGAGAAUCGCAUUGCAUAUAUUAGUCACCAAAGACUGCCCUCUUUUAAUUCUGUUAAUCUGCUAGGAUAUGCUACAGAGUGUUGGCAAGUUAUCCACUACAGGGGUACGCGUUGAUGAUUUUUCGAAAUCCCUGUUGAGUAAAUAAGGGCUGUAUGUACUAGAUUGCAUUCUCUGUUAGAGUGGUCUGUGAAUGGGAGCCAGAAAGCUUAGCUGUUGAGUUUAUUGAUGGAGCAAAGAAUACAGCUACGCGGUGGUAGCACAGUGGAAGCUAUAUCUAAUCAGGGAGAUGUAGACAGAGAACAGGUUUUAGAGCCAUUUGAUAUAGAAAAUGAAACCAGGAAGGAGACAAACCACUCCAGCAGUUUUGAUGUUGGUUUCAGUUCCGGUGAUAACCUUGAAACGUUGCCUAAAGUGUCUAAAGAGGCUAUCUCUCCCGCUGACAUCCUAAAAACACUCUUUUUUAUACUUGUAUGGUACACUUUCAGCACAUUUUUGACUCUGUACAACAAAACUCUCUUGGGAGAUGAUUUGGGGAAAUUUCCUGCUCCCUUGUUAAUGAAUACCAUUCACUUUUCUAUCCAAGCUGUUUUAUCAAAGAUGAUAACAUGGUACUGGUCGGGAAGAUUUCAACCUGAUGUUACCAUAUCAUGGAGAGACUAUUUCGUUAGAGUUGUACCAACAGCACUUGGAACUGCAAUGGAUAUAAACCUAAGUAAUGAGUCACUUGUCUUCAUAUCGGUUACGUUUGCAACAAUGUGCAAAUCUGCAGCCCCAAUAUUUCUUCUUCUGUUCGCUUUUGCCUUCAGGCUGGAAUCUCCAAGCCUGAAACUUUUUGGCAUUAUUUCAGUUAUCUCAGCAGGAGUGUUGUUAACAGUUGCAAAGGAAACAGAAUUUGAGUUUUGGGGUUUCGUUUUUGUCAUGCUUGCUGCCGUCAUGUCUGGUUUCCGUUGGUGUAUGACUCAGGUUCUUUUGCAGAAAGAAACCUAUGGCCUGAAAAAUCCAUUCACAUUUAUGAGUUACGUGGCACCAGUGAUGGCUAUAGUGACUGGCCUUCUUUCUCUCCUUCUGGACCCAUGGAGUGAAUUUAGAGACAACAGAUACUUUGAUAGUGGAGCGCAUUUUGCUCGAACUUGUUUCUUGAUGCUUUUUGGUGGAGCACUGGCGUUUUUCAUGGUGUUAACAGAGUAUGUUCUGGUUUCCGUGACCAGUGCUGUAACCGUCACAAUAGCGGGCGUUGUUAAAGAGGCUGUCACCAUAGUGGUUGCAGUGUUUUACUUCCAUGACGAAUUUACGUGGCUGAAAGGUUUUGGUCUGAUGAUUAUUAUGGUUGGUGUCAGUUUGUUCAACUGGUACAAAUAUGAGAAACUGCAGAAGGGGCACAAAACAGAGGACGAGAAGCAGCUGCAAGCUCCAAGUCAAACUGGAAAAUAUGUGAUCCUUGAUGAAAUGGAUGAUCAAGAAAAUGGUCCCUAAGUAUUAUUUGCUGUUGCAUUCACAUUCUGUGGUAACUCUUUGAUAUUGUUGCAUCAUUAAUGUGGAAGCAUGUGGACCUUCCUUGAGAAUAUACUAUAUACACAUUUUAAGGCAGUAGUUGAAUUGGAAUGGAAAUUUGAUGUUU